UGGUCCAUCACUAUUAUCUGACUUUCAACCAAGUUGACAGCACCUUUCUUUAUAAAUUGUGUUUUUUUCAGUCGCAAACGUAAAAACCGCUCUCAAUUUGUUUGAUUCGUGACAAACUGCUAAAUAAAACAAUCUAAAAUGUCUCGUCGCUCCAAUUUCAUUGAGGGCAACGACAAUUUUCGCGAGCAGAACUUGCGUUUUGUGCGGAACGAGUUUGAAGACAACAUCAACCAGUUCUUUGGAGGUGCAAAUCCUGGCGGCAAUGGACAGCAGAAGCCUCCGCCGAGGGACUCGCUAAUUGUUCAGCCGACCGCAGGAAACAGCGAGCUGGACAAUCGCCGCCAGUUCCUCCGGGAUCUGGGCGCCAGUCGGAUGUUGGCCAACGCCCUGGCGAAUCGUACCAUGAAGUUGCCCAACUUCAAUCUGCGCAACUUCCAACGGCAGCGAUAUCGUCUAAGCGUCGAACUGGGCGACAGUCGUCAGGACGUCGUGGACAAGGAGGUACUUCGAGCCAUCGAAGAAGUGCUGGAGAACCAGGACGAUGCCGAUUCACGUCCACGCACUCCAUCGCCGCCACGGAACAUCGAUUGGCACAGCAUCAGUCGUGAUAAUUCGCCGAUGAAGAAUGAUCGAUCGCGUCCGAGGAAUCGUCAAAAUGAGGACAACUUUCAAGGUCAGAGAAAACCAAUACAGGAACAAAUCAAUAGGAGUUCUGGGCCCAUAAAUGCUCCGGUCUAUAGAAACCAUAAUAUGAAUCGAAAUCAUCCUAACUCGAAUCCUGGGGAGUUCAAUCGAAAUGCAAAUUCUCAAGAAUUUAGUCACAAUAACAGGAAUGGUGAAUUCAAUCGCAACAACCGUAAUGGAAACCAGCAGGAUUUUAAUCGCAACAAUCGCACUCCGCAGGAGUUUAAUCGAAAUAAUCGUAAUCAAAACAAUGAAGAAUUCAACCGAAACAAACGUAAUGUAAAUCCUCCAGAAUUUGAUCGAAACCAUCGAAAUAUCGAUGAGUUUAAUCGGAAUUCGAAUCGUCAGGAGUUCAAUCGCUCCAACGGAAAUCCACAUCAGCAGGAGUUUAAUCGCCCUAAUAGAAAUUCCAAUGCACAAGAAUUUAAUCGUCCUAAUAGAAAUACGAACCCCCCGAAUUUAAUCGCAACAAUCGUAAUGUUCACAAUGCUGAGUUCUAAUCGCAAUGUCAACGAUGAAGGGUUUAAUCAAAAUAAUCGCUAUGCUAACAAUGAUAAAUUCAAUCCAAAUAAGCGUAAUGUGAAUCAGCAAGCACUCAACCGCAGUAAUCGGAAUUCGGAUGAAUUCAAUCAAAAUAGUUCACAAGGGCCCAAUCGUAACAAUCGUUAUGGAAAUCCACAACAUUUUAAUCGCAACCAGGAACAAAAUCUCAAUAACCAAAAUACGAAUAACAACAAUCGUGGUCAGCCACCAAACAUGAGAUAUAAUCCCUCAAAUUCAAAUACUCACCGCAUAGACAACAACCGAGGACCUGGUAAUCAGGACUUUGUGCCCAAUCAACAAACCAACUUUAAUCGAAAUGCGGUAAAUAACCAACGGGGCAACAUCGAUGACAGCGUUCAAAUGUCUAGAAAGCGAUUCCACUCGCCUGAGAACUAUCUAGAAGAACAGCAGGACUAUAUUGACGAGGACGUUCCUGAGGAGGAUGAGGAGUUUGUCAGAAACCCUGAACCACAAAUCGGUCGCAAUUAUCAACGGAUUGUCAACAACAAUCAAAUAACUCUUUGUCGCACUGAUUUGAUCGAAGUCGAUGAACUAAAUGAACGCAACUUUGAUGACAACUUCCAAGAUGAUGAUGAUGAUAGAAACCGUGCUGUUAUAAGCGAUGACCAUUUCCGAGGACCUGACCAGGAUAAUUUUAGAGGACGCGGUUUUAAUCGCAAUAAUUCAGACAAUUUUGAUCGAAACCCUAGGGGCAACCAACCUAUCCCCAGAGAUCAUAUCAACAAUGAUCGUAAUUCUUAUGGACGCGGUCGCAACGAUCGCAACUUUGACGACACUGGACGCCAGUUUGAUCACGAACUCGAUAAUGAAGACGUAAACGACGAUUUCAAUCAGCGAAACAACUAUUCGCGUGGCACCGACACCCGACGCCUUCCCCCAAGGGAAUCGGACACAUUCCGAGGCUCAAACAAAUCCCACUUUCCUCCGAAUCAGUAUCAACACACUGGUCGCGGAUCGGGUUCCGGAGAUGGUUACCGUGAUAAUUCGCAAUCCAACCGACCGAAUUUGCCACCUAGGAAUGCCAAGCCUGGUGGUCCAAAUCAAAGAAGAACUAAUGCAAGUCUAGAUCGAAAUGUGACCAGGAACUAUAGUCCAGGUAGAUCACAGCAGCGCAACUCGAGUCUAGAUCGAAACCCAAGGUCUAACAUCAAUCCUGGCGGGGCAAAUCAGCAUAGAUCCAAUUCCCUUACAACUCAGAAGCGCAUCACAUCCAAGAACCCAGAUCGACAAAAUACAAUUCAAGAUCGUCCCAAUGAAUCCAAACCGAAACCAAACCAAGUUCGUGAUGGCAAACCAAUCAUUCCAAGCGAAAAAAACAAGAAGACAGGUGUUACACCCAACAAUCGUGGAUCGAUACAAAGCAAAUCCAAUCAGUCGGCCAUCCAAGCUAAGAACACCACUCCUGGUGCACAGAAACCUGGUCAACAGUUAAACAAAGUCAAACCACGUGCUGGCCAGAAAAGAGAAGCGGAGACUGCAGGAAUAACUGCUCCGAAUAAGGCUAAGAAAGCAAACCCGAAACGCCAAAAGGUGGUAUCAGGUCGGAGCUUUAUUAUAGCCGGAAUUCGCCUGCCCUAUAUCAACAAUCAUCACAGGGAACUGCCGCAACCGGAGGAGGAGUCCUUAGCGGUGACUUUCUUCGAGCAGACACCCAUCUACAAUACAAACAUUUUUGCCAACAACGAUGGCGAUGUGGAUGAGGUGGAGGACGAAGACGACGCAUCUGAUACCGAAUCUCUUGACUCGAAUUCAAAUUCAAUUGUACAGAAGAGUAUGUUGCGCAUCCAGAUGCGCAGGGAGUGGGUUAAAAUCUACAAGAACAAUAACUACAAGGAUUGGCACAACUGGUGGAGGGACUACAAGUGGUGCGGCAGCGAGAUCAACAAGAAGCUUGAAAAGUUCGGCGACCGCAAUUUGCGCCACUGCUUCGUUCUAAAAUCCAAACCCUCCACAGAAGAUGUGGUCAGUGAGGUAUUCAAACAGGGGCACAUGGGCCUCGCAAAGAAUACGUUUAGUCACUACCGCAACAUGCGUUCGAUUUACCUCUUGAUGAACGAAACAUUCCUUGACAACUUGUCCGAAGAGCAAAUCGAACGAUUGCAGGACUUGAUCCGUUGCAUUCCAAACCACCUGUGGCUGUACAAGAUCCGCAGCAUGAUCUAUCUUUGGGACAGAUACCAUGGCAUUCUGAAGAGUCCGGCGCCGAAAAAUGCGCAGAAGGCGAAGGAAAUUGAAUCCAUUGCGCGGGAAUGGAAGAAUCCCGUCUUUCACUGGCUGGCCAAACAGGCUUUUGAUGAGCUCAAGGCAAUCAGCGAGAUCAACUGGCCGGAUCACAAAAAAAUUUAUCCUGGCCUAAAAUCAUAAUUUAAAGCGGAACACAAUACCCGAACAACUUUUAACUUUAUGUACACUAGAUUGUAUACGGAAUUAAAGCCAAAUAAAUCAUGUGUUUAGCUUCUGAAACGGA
Messenger RNA from Drosophila ficusphila, 3715 nucleotides. Its product is annotated as PIH1 domain-containing protein 1. NCBI's taxonomy places the organism in Eukaryota, Metazoa, Arthropoda, Insecta, Diptera, Drosophilidae. The coding region runs from base 139 to 3612 and encodes 1157 amino acids. The transcript has 5 exons. Gene Ontology annotation, biological process: box C/D snoRNP assembly; rRNA processing. The record is from RefSeq and is a predicted model, not a curated record. Gene Ontology annotation, cellular component: ribonucleoprotein complex; R2TP complex; cytoplasm.